This is a messenger RNA of Paramecium tetraurelia, 1422 nucleotides long. RefSeq lists its product as uncharacterized. The transcript has a single exon. The record is from RefSeq and is a predicted model, not a curated record. Lineage: Eukaryota; Ciliophora; Oligohymenophorea; Peniculida; Parameciidae. Gene Ontology annotation, molecular function: calcium ion binding.
AUGAUCAAUUCUCAAACCAAAAAGAAAUUGCUUAAACUCUUCAACAAAUUGGAAGAAUUCGAAGUUCAUUCAGAAUCUAUGAGACAAAUCCUCUGUCAAUAGGAUGAAUUCGAACCCUACUCAGUUUUCAAGAAAAUCUCCAAUGCUGGACACAUCGGCUCAUCAGAGAUCUACUAAUUAUUGCAAUAGAAUGGAUUGAUAGUACAACUGGAACAAGUCAAUCCAAUAGUCAAAUGGUAUUCACAGAAAUGUGACAACCGACUCACCUAUGCUGACUUCUUGCAGAUAGUCCUCCCAGCAAAUAAUCUCGAGUUAAGAAAACUAGUCUCACAAAAACCCACCUUUGCUAAGGAUAUCUCCUACGAAAUAGAGUAUGGAGUAUGCAGAAUAUUCUACAAAGAAAUUCAAAUCGCCGAUGAAAUUCAGGCUUACAAACAAGACCUCGUCCAGUCUCCUGAUUUUGAUUAUCGAAUAGCCUUCCAAACCAUAGAUUAAUUCAACUCAGGAUUCAUACAAUUGGAUCUAUUAGAACACUUCGUCGAUCGGGAUUGCAGUGCCUUAAUGAGAAGACUAGAUUAGAAUCGAGAUAGUUAGAUCGACCUUGAGGAUUUCAGAAUUGCACUUGAACCUCAAUAUGGAAAUGUGUAUUCUCAGAAAUCAUCAGCCUCAGCUGUGACUUCAGUCAAGCAGAUCGAAACUCAAAAUCAGUUUCCAAAUAGAAGAGCCAAGCAGAGUGUGGCCAAACACAUUGAUAGAAACAAAAAGAUUGUGCAAUAGAAGAAAGUUUAGUGUUACGAUAUGGAUUAUUUGGCAGAGGCCUUGAAGAUCAUUUCAGAAUUAGAAUAUGAGAAUGAAUUUAGGAAGGAGGAGUUGGGAUAUCUGUAAUAUGACUUUCUGGAAUUGUUCUCAUUCUUCGAUUAAGAUAAGACUGGCAAGUUGGCUCCAGGAGAUGUCAAAGCAGCCUUAGAGGAAUUGGAAAUAUACCCAACCUAAUCAUAGUUAUAUUUGUGGAUGAAAAGAUACGACAUCGACAGAGAUGGCAAAUGGAAUGUCAGGGAAUUCUUGGGUGCUUUCAAACCAAUAAACUACUAGAAAAUCAACAUCAGACAGUUGGAUAAGGAAAUACUGAAUGCAGUUAAGAAUGUCAUCAAAACUGAAAUUGAGAAUGAAGUUGCCAUCGAAUGUAUCAGAAAGAAGUUAUCACAAAGACCAAACUUUAAUCUCAAAUCCUUGUUUGCUGUGAUCACUUCCAAUCAAAUUAUAGUUGAAUAGGAAUUAAGGACCUUCCUUGAGAAUCACGGAGUCUAUUUGGACGAAAAAAACAGGGAACUAUUAAUGAGAAGAUUUGAUAGAAAUGAACAAUAGUACAUUACUUAUAGUGACUUCCUUAAUGAAAUGCAGCCAAAAUAACCUAAACACUGA